AAACAGGUCUGAGCGCUACCACGGUCAGGUGUGUAAUUCAUCUCCAAGGAAAGUGUGUUGUCAUUCCCUCGUUCAGCGUGACUGACCGAAAUCUAAGACCACGAAAUGGGCACUGCACGAUACGAUAGAGCUAUCACAGUAUUCUCACCCGAUGGACACCUUUUUCAAGUGGAGUACGCACAAGAAGCUGUCAAGAAAGGAUCAACAGCCGUCGGCAUCAAAGGAAAGAAUAUUGUCGUUUUGGCUGUUGAGAAGAAAUCGGUGGCCAAACUGCAGGAUGAGAGGACAGUACGAAAAAUAUGCCUGCUGGAUGAUCACGUAGUGAUGGCUUUUGCUGGUUUAACAGCCGACGCACGAAUACUAAUAGAUCGUGCUCGAGUAGAGUGUCAAAGCCACAAGCUCACAGUUGAAGAUCCUGUGACAUUAGAGUACAUCACACGGUACAUUGCUCAACUUAAGCAGAGGUACACCCAAAGCAAUGGCCGAAGACCUUUUGGGAUAUCUGCACUUAUUGCUGGUUUCGACUUUGAUGGGACUCCUAGACUCUUUCAGACAGACCCCUCAGGUGUUUACCAUGAAUGGAAGGCCAAUGCAACUGGACGUAGUGCAAAGACAGUGCGAGAGUACCUGGAGAAAAACUAUGCUGCUGACAAGAUGGAAUCUGAUGAGGCGGCUGUUAAGUUGGCCAUUCGUGCCCUUUUGGAAGUUAUUCAGGGUCACAACCUCGAAGUUGCAGUCAUGAGACGUGGCCAGGCACUUAAGAUGCUGGAGACAAAAGAAAUCGAAAAGUAUGUUGAAGAGAUUGAGAAAGAGAAGGAGGAAGAGGCUGAAAAGAAGAAGCAGAAGAAGUAACAAUGCUGAAGCCUUUUUUUAUGACUGCUUUCUGAAAGCAGUUGAACUGGUUUCUACAACUUGCAUUAAGUGCUUGUUCAGUUCUUUUCCACUGCUUUGCAGUAAACUAUUUUGCAAUAAACUUGCUGUAUGCACACC
Molecule: messenger RNA, 990 nt
Organism: Ornithodoros turicata
Lineage: Eukaryota; Metazoa; Arthropoda; Arachnida; Ixodida; Argasidae
Product: proteasome subunit alpha type-7-like
Exons: 6
Coding region: 106-852 (248 amino acids)
Biological process (GO): proteasomal protein catabolic process; ubiquitin-dependent protein catabolic process
Cellular component (GO): proteasome core complex, alpha-subunit complex; proteasome core complex; nucleus
Source: RefSeq, a predicted model, not a curated record